Molecule: messenger RNA, 3897 nt
Organism: Babesia sp. Xinjiang
Lineage: Eukaryota; Apicomplexa; Aconoidasida; Piroplasmida; Babesiidae
Exons: 1
Coding region: 1-3897 (1298 amino acids)
Source: RefSeq, a predicted model, not a curated record
AUGGAAACGGGCCUUCUAUGUCGAAUACUGGCACUCAGCGUGUUAAUAUUCACACUACUCACGAAUAGACACGUACAACUAUCUCAAGGGGCCAAUAUAAACCCACGGAAAAAUGCUUUCAACAGAACAGCAAUCGAUAAAACAACAACAACACAUCGGUGCUAUAGAGAACAUCUAACACGAUGGAAUGAUAUACAAUACUCACAUAUAUCAAAGGCAGCAUUCGUACCAGCACGUGGAAACGAUGGCAAUUUCCUAUAUGGCAGACGACCAAAGGUAAAUAGGACUGAAAAGGGUGGAUGCGGGACAGUCACACCUAAAUGGGACCUCAGUGUAUACUCCAAUCACGACGAUGAAAUAUUGGAGCCAUAUGGUGACAAUGUGCCCUUGGAAUCAGGAGAUAACGCAUUUAUACACGAUGAAGUUCGCAGAACCAUCCAAGAAAUUAAAACAAGAGGUGAACCGGAACGAACGAGGGUUGAAAAUAGCAACCUCAAAAAGGAUGACACAAUAACAGAUGAUGAAAACGAUGAAGACACAUAUUAUGUAAGGAAACAAGGCAAAACGCAUGAACAAGAGCUUAAAACUUAUGAAGAUUUGUAUUCAACGCUGGAACAAUGGAGAAAAUCAGAUAAAAAAGGUGAACGUGAUAUAUAUGGGUUCCUGCAGAGGCGGAUGAAAGAAAUGAAAAAAACAUCAAAGUCACAAUAUGCCAAUGCUGCUGAAGAUAUGACAGUAGAAGAUUUCAUAGAAGAAGUUAAGAAACAAUCAAAAAAUAGAGAAGAAAAAACAACCAUAACAUAUAAGUGGCAUGAAUAUAUACGGAUGCUGAAAUCGGGAAUUGCAGAUAAAAUACGACAGGCAAAAAGAAGUAGAUGCACUAACGCAUCUGAUAUAGUAGAUAGGUCAUACAAAAUACUAACAAGAGAAGAACAAUGCGGAUACAGGUACCCUAUUGCAGGGUCACCAGAAGAAAGGUAUAGCGACCCCAAUGUAUACAAAGCAUGGGGACGCACAGGACUAUACCAAACACAGUACCUAAGGACAUUGCCCAGGGCACAUGGAAAGGUAGAACAGAGGGAACAAACGUUGGAGGAACUUAUACUAUCGAAUUCACCAAAAAAGGAUACGGACCAAAUGGGUAGACAGCUAGACGAAAUAAGGCUUAACAGACUAGAAAAAAACAUGACACAAACCGAUAGUAACCGUCAAAAUUCAAUGGACAAAGUUACACAGGAGAAAGAUCAAAUGGUUGCAACUACAUUCUCUGCCAAAGUAGACGUAAACGAUACAGAAUUGGAAAAACAACUUAUUGCAGGAAAUAGACAAACACAACUAGAGAUGCUACUGGCACUAAACCCAUAUAACCCGUGGGAUAAAUAUAAACGCAUGAAAAUGGUACAAACUGCAAUCGAAACACACAAAACAAUUGAAAUAACCUAUAAGCUAAAAUCCGUAGGAGUGAAAGUUAAUAUAAAUGACACAACAGAAAAACCAAACCAACAGUUCCUCAGGGACUACCUGCAUCACUUCCUGAUGUUACCGGAAGAUCAUGAAAUUAUGCAAGAAUUUAAAAACGCGCAAUAUCUAUAUGAUGUAUUGAGAUAUUUCGACCUUUUUGAAAGAGAAACGCCGAAACAGGAACCAGAGUUUCUAGACCUACAGGAUAGAUUGUUCAAUGUUAUUUUCCCGGCACUCAAGGGGUUCCCAAAACCUCCGCCAAACCCGGAAUACCCAAUGACAAUGACACCUGACAAAAAACCAAAGAAUUUCAGAGUUAAUGCAGUUAACGCACUUCUAGCGCUACUCAGAGCACAGGAACUCACCACGCUAUACGCAGCAGAUAUAUUUACAGAACAAAGGAUCAAAACGAUACUCGCAACCAUAGAACGGGCCCUGGAAUUGGAAAUUACAAGGCUAAAGCUAGGCAUAACUGAUAUACAAAUGCCCGAUCUAGAGGCACACCUUUGCCAAAUAGAUGAUGCAUACCUAGCAACGCUAGCAGCAACACUGUCACUAUGGAACAUCGUAGACGGCGUGGAAGGGAUAGUAGAUGCGAUCAUAGUGCUCACAAACGCGCGCAUCGCUGAAAUGAGGCCAAAGUAUCUAGUCGCAACCGCUGUCAAUAUCGCUAACAUACACAAACUGCCAAAGUCAGUAUUCCUCAAAUUUGUCAAGGCAAUAGUACAACAAAUGCAGAAAAGGUUCCAAGAGGACCUAGUACACUGCGCCGUGGAUACAAACCAUACAAAGUGGAUGGAUUUUGAAACCGCGGCGCAAACACUCAACCUUCUGGCAAGGUACAAUCAUGCAAUAAACAAAGAGUUCAUGAACACGUUCAUGAAAUUGUACAUGAAAGAGUUCAUGGAAUUAAAGGUGCCAGAACCUGAUGAAAUCGAACAAAAUAUCUCGAUACAAACAGGUAAUACAACAGAGGAACACGAUGACUAUUGGCAAUGUAUUAGAAAAGCAGAUGAUGAAAUCAUGGCAGAACGACAUCGGAUGGAUGAUGAGUUACGUUAUAAACUAAAUCGAAGGAUGAAAGUUAAUGCUGUCAGAGGAAGGAAAAUACAAUAUAUAUGGUCCCUAAUCAGCUGUCUGAGUUGGUGUGAUUUGACGCAAGAAUAUCGAUAUCUGGUGAAAAAACUUAACAUGGCAUCAGUAGUACAGGAUUUCAAAAUGCACUCAAUGGGAGCACUCGCUGUCUUGCAAACGUGCUCACAGGACACAGAGGAGGAACAAAUACUAGUAAUGAGAGCACUGGCGGCACUCAUGGACGUAAGGUGGACACUGAAAGGCGAACAGUGGCUGGAAGCCAUGGAAGUAUACCGCGAAGCAACAUUACCAAGAGAAAACGGUAAACCUCCAAGGAUCAAAACUGAUAGUGCUUUUAUAGUCACUAUGUACAAUCAGUUCGUAAAAGCAAAGACACCGAAUCCAAAAAUAUUAAGGAGGGCAGUUGAUAUAUUACAUGGGUUCCACCCAAAUCUUUCACGGAAACAACUCGAACAACUCUUCUCACAAAUGUGUGAUGAGGUUACUGACUACUCAUAUAUGCAGGUGCAGUCGCUGGACGCCGAAAGGUUGGAGUAUCCACUACGGGAAGUGGCACACGUAUUGAGGAUGGCGGCAAAAUCGGGGGUUCGCCUAGACAAACCAUGGAACUCUUUCUUAGAACUAUUGAACAUUUUCAAACAUACGCUCACAAUAGAGGAUAUACAUGAGACACUAUUCGCACUCAAGGCAGCAAACUACACCGGAUUAGAACAAAUAGGUGAUUUACUCAUAUGCAGAGCUUGUAAUAUCGUGGAGGUAAUGACAGACACAGAUCCAAAAGCCUUAUGCGAUAUCAUGGAGCUAGCACUCUCAAUCAAAAUACCGCCCGCCAAACUGUUAAGGUGGUACAUAUAUUUGAAAUUCCACGAUAUACCAGAAAGUGAUAUGGGAAGGUUGGCAAUGGAAAUGUUGGGACAAAAACGAGAAUACGAUAUCGAUUUCAGAGGAUGGAAACGACCUGUUGGACAUAGCAUUAAAGGAGAAAAUAUACAACUUAUCAGCAAUCUAACCGCACCACUCAAAAUGCACGGAGCGCACCCAUACAUGCCAAAUGAUAAAUUGAAAUACGUUAUGCUCAGGACCAUAAAGGAACCACCGCCAUACACCGGCGAUAUAAGAACAAGGGAAGGGGCGCAGCUACCAGAGGAUAUAAGGCAACGGAUGGAGACAGUAGUCGCCGGGCUCUUGCAGGCAGGCUACACCCUCACACCUUCAGAUCUCGAACUCUUCAAAAUGGCAAAAAUCAUGCCAAAACAGACACAAGACCAUACAAACGAAUACGACACCAUAGCUCAACUGGCAUACAAAAAUUCACAAGAAGGUGACAUUGACCAGGGAUAG